Molecule: messenger RNA, 2248 nt
Organism: Boleophthalmus pectinirostris (great blue-spotted mudskipper)
Lineage: Eukaryota; Metazoa; Chordata; Actinopteri; Gobiiformes; Gobiidae
Product: sodium/hydrogen exchanger 9B2
Exons: 14
Coding region: 201-1670 (489 amino acids)
Biological process (GO): proton transmembrane transport
Cellular component (GO): membrane
Molecular function (GO): antiporter activity
Source: RefSeq, a predicted model, not a curated record
GAUACGCUCAAAUUGGAUUUGAGCCCCUCAAACUCCUGCAGGGCGGGGCUAAGGAGCAGAGGGCGGAGGGGUGCGGUCAGAUCCAUGUGCAGCCCGGGAGCCAGACCAAGUCCAGAGACCGCACUAAACCAGGACCGGACCGCGCGGACCCGACCCAGGACUCAUCGGACCCGCACGAGGACCAGAGCCAGGAGGACGACAUGAGGGGGUGCUGUUCUGUGUGUGACACCCUGAAGGAGAGAUGUCCCCGACCCAGAGGACUGCUCAACCUCGUCAUAACAAAAGCGUGCCUGUUGGCCCUGCUCUUCGGUGUGGUCUGGUCCAUCACAGGGUCACAGUGCUUGCCUGGGGGGAACCUCUUCGGCCUGACCAUCCUCUUCAUCUGCGCCGUCCUCGGAGGGAAGCUCAUGGGCCUGGUCCAGUUCCCCACCCUGCCCCCCUUCCCCCCACUGCUCGGGAUGCUUUUGGCUGGUCUGGUUUUGAGGAAUGUUCCGUACAUUUGUGACGCGGUCUACAUCGAUCCGCACUGGUCUUCUGCUCUCAGGAACAUCGCUCUGGCCAUAAUCCUGACCAGAGCCGGACUCGGACUCAACCCACAGGCUCUGGUGCGUCUGAAGGCGGUGUGUAUCCGGUUGGCGAUGGGCCCGUGUCUGGUUGAAGCUUGUGUCGUGGCCGUGGUCUCUCACUUCCUGUUGAAGCUGCCCUGGACCUGGGGCUUCAUCCUGGGGUUUGUGUUGGCUGCUGUGUCUCCGGCCGUGGUGGUGCCGUCCAUGUUACUGCUGCAGAAGGAGGGAUACGGUGUUGACAAGGGUAUCCCCACGCUCCUGAUGGCGGCCGGCAGCUUUGACGACAUUCUGGCCAUCACCGGAUUCUCCACCUGCCUCGGAAUCGCCUUCUCCACAGGCUCCACGUGGAUGAAUGUACUGAAGGGUCUCCUGGAGGUGGUUGGAGGGGUCAUAGCCGGUCUCCUGGUCGGACUGUUCCUCUGUCUGUUCCCCAGCUCGGAGCAGGAGGACCUGAUCUGGACCCGGACUCUGCUGCUCCUCGGACUCUCGGUCUUCUCAGUGUUUCUCUCUCACGUGGUGGGUUUUGCCGGAGCCGGGGGUCUGUGUGUUCUGGUUCUGUCCUUCGUGGCCGCUUUGGGCUGGAGGGUCAAUAAAGCUCCUGUAGCGGUGGUGGUGGGCCGGUCCUGGGAUCUUUUUCAGCCGCUCCUGUUCGGUCUGAUCGGAGCUGAGAUCACGAUCAGCACUCUGAGCCCCAGCACUGUCGGUCUGGGGGUGGCCUGUCUCUUUAUCGGCCUGUUUGUUCGCGUCCUCGUCACCUUUGGCCUCGUUCACUUCGGAGGAUUCAACCUCAAGGAAAAGUUCUUCAUCGCAGUGGCCUGGCUCCCCAAAGCCACCGUCCAGGCUGCGAUCGGUUCGAAGGCGUUGGACAUGGCGCGGGAGGUGGGUGACCCGGUUCUGGUGAAAUAUGGUCUGGAUGUGCUAACAUUAGCUGUGUUAGCGAUCCUCAUCACGGCUCCCAUCGGUGCGCUAGGGAUCGGGCUGUCGGGGCCUCGCCUCCUCCAGCAGCAGAGCAAAGUUUCAGAAAACGCAGAGAUUGGACCUUCAUCUCCAGACUCCAACUACGUCUCAGAGAAAGAAUGUGGGACCAUCGAAAGCAAGUUAUGAACCAAACAUUAGCCAUUUCACUUUGAUAUAAAGGUGCACUACGUAACUUUUCUGGUGGCGUGUACAUCACCUGCUUAUCUCCAUGGAGAUGUUAUUACUUUGCUUGGAAUUUUCCACAGUAUGCCAUUAAACUUAGCUAUCUAGCAGUUAUUUCACUACUGGUGUUUUUCGUGUUAUAACCAUAGACUGUAGAAAGAAGUGGACUUAAGGGACCGUGACAUCAACCAUAUCGUUUGAAUCCAGUCAAAUUAAGCUCAUUGAGGCUUGCAGCUAUUUGGGCGAAUUUGGAGCCGCGUUUCAGAUUUGGAUUUCUGACCAGAAGGUAUCAUAGCAACCAAAGAGCCAAUCAGGAGUGAGGCUUUUGAACUGCGCCCAUGCUCACUUCCCAUUUUGAACGCGGCGGCUAGGGGGUUAAAUAUGUCCAUAUACAGUCUAUGGUUAUCUUACCUUUACAAACCUUCAUUCUUACUGUGACUGGGGCCUCCUCUUCCUAGAUCUGACCUGUAACUUGGCUGUGUGGUGCCACCUGUUUGUCUUCAUGGAGAAAGCUUUAAUGCCAUAUUGUGUCAUUUCCAGCC